AUGGCAGGAAUAUGUCCAACAGUUGGCCGAAAUCUGGGAGACCCAGGUUGCGGAACAGGACCGUGUACUGGGAGAAAUGGACAGCAAAGAGGAGGCGUGGCGCGUGCAACUGCAAGAGGCUACGGACGAAAUAGAGAGGUUGGCCAAGGAUGGUAUCACGCCCACAGAAGGUAUGGCAAGUAUGGACACGGACGACGAGAAGGACGACCUCAAGUUGGACGAGGAGGGCAAGGAAACAGCUACUCGUGCAGCUCUCACGGCUCAACGAGAGCGCAUCACUCAACUCAUGUCCCAAGCCAAGAAGAGUGCAUCAGAACAAGUGGAACAGGGCCAAAGGGAGAGAACUCCGAGAAGAGUCAGACAGGAGGUUGUAGAAGUGGAUACGCCAGAGCCAAAGCCUACAGCGGGUGCCAAGUCGCACCCUCGAUAGGCCUGGGGAGGAGCCGGACGGGAUCCCUCAGGCAGAAGAAGCUCCGCUUCCUUCUCCAAGGACGCGUUGAGCGGCCAUGCAGCCGACUGCUGUGCCCAAGUGGCACAGCCAAUCCAAGACCGCCUCGCAGGCAUUCCAUUCUUCGAGCGCCGGACUUUGUGGGGCCGCAGUUGGCGCAAGUCAUUGCGUUAUGGCAGGCUUUUGCAGUUAGAGUGUCCGAGCUCCAGGUACAUGUUGUCACCGUCGACCCUAGGAUCGAGGCGGUGCAUGGAGAAUCGCGUGAAGAUCGAGAGACCUCCGACCCAAGCCCAUGUGCUGGGGUUGUUGAGCCAUCUCGGUUGAAUGAUGGGUGUGUGUGCCCUGAUCCUCACGCCAAGCAGAGAGUGACCAUAGGUCCUUAUGUAGAUCACCCGUGCAAAAGCCAGGGUGCUUUUUUCCAAUCUCACGAUGAAGGUCACCACAGCGGACCUAGCCCUAGUGCGACUUGCAAGGAGCUUCGGACCUUGCCCCAAUCUCCCCGGUUUGGCGAUUGUUUGCCCGAGAUGGCUGGUGAACGCAACGCCGAUGUGGGUGACCUGUCGCAGCAUACUGCGUGCUGGGUCGAGAACCGACGCAGUGAAACGAAUGGAGUUCGCGCGCAUGCAGCCCGGUUGAAGAUUGAGCUCGAACAGGCGCAGUGUAGAUCAGCGUCACCUGUUGAUGUUCAAUUCUCCUCAGGUGUUGUUGAGUGUGAUGUCAAGGCCGGUGUGCCGAGCAUACCCCAGUGUCAGAUGAAAGAGUGUGCCAACUCUUCCUUCUGGGUGUGGGUUCCAGGCUUACCUUCUUUUGGCUUUCAAGCGCCAAGGGAAGCGCAGCCUAGCGAAUUGAGUGGGUAUGCCACCAGAGCUGCGCGAAGAUAUGUUGAUGCUGAUGUGUUGGUACCGGUCCACCCGCCCUUCGAAAGCACUGGUCUACUGCAUUGUGUUGACACUGCUCGUUGUCCAUCCGCGCAUGUGUGUGUGAUUGUUGCAUUCGACGACAACAGGCAACCAGUUCCUGUAUGUGUUCCAGUCAAUGCCACUUCUUUCGAUGUGUGUAAAGCUGCAGUGUGCAAUGGGCGGCUGUUUUACCUUGAUGUUCCAUGGGAUUGUGGGUACCUAGCGCUCGCGCAUGGCAUGACUCUGGUGUGUCGACGCACUGCUGUGUCCCAUGGUAAGCCAUGUUGCCAACAUCUUGCUCUCAUCCCUUAUGUUCGUGAUACUUGGGAGUCCCAGCAGAUUGAGCCAUGCGCCCUGCUGAGGCAUCAAAUUUGCCGCAUGACCAGUGCUGUGUGGAGCCUUUCGUGUGAUUUCAGUAGGCUCUCCCUUCCAAGCGCUGUCGUUGCUGGUCUGCACAGCACUGCUCGCGCAGAUGUGUUUCCACAUGCGUUAGUUCGGGAUAUCAGCGUUUACGUUGACGGUUCCGCUAUGGCAGGAGACGUGUGCCCCAGUGCCGGCGCAUCUUUCAACGUUUGGAAGCACGCUAUUGAUGGGUCCACUCAGUUUGUCGGCUACCACUCUUCUCGGGUCAGAGUUGAGGAAGGCGAGCUUGAUGCAGCUUGCGUGGCUGAAUGCCAGGCACUUGCCCAUGCCAUCAUGUGGGUCAUGGCAUGCCCUUUGAAAGUGAAAUUCCGCGUGCAUUAUGAUUCCAUGCGUGCUGGCAAGUCGGCUAGCGGUGAGUGGCAGCCCUCCUCAGGCUCGCGAGCAGCGUCUGAAUGGUGUAUGCGAGUUAGACACCUGGUGUUGUUGGCUGAAAGAAUCCGUUUGAUUGAGUUUUGCCACACCAAGGCUCACAUGGGGUGUUGCGGUAACGAGCUUGCUGAUGUCUGCGCCAAAGCUGCCGCGAUUGGUUCCUGCCACACUCCCACGCCGGAUGAGUGCCUGGAUUGCUUGUGUGGCGAGAAUUUACCCUGGGCAUGGGCAUUGGCCCCCCGCAGUGAAGAAGGCCUCCCCCCGGCUGAAAUGAUGAUAUCCAGAAUCGUAUCGAAGCCAAAGCAGACGGCAGAGGCUGACCUCCGGCUUGGUGUAACCGAAGUCGGUUUAGAUACGCAGCGUAACGGCGUCCUGCAGCAUGAGGGUGUUUUGACACUGGCUUCAUAUAACGUGCAGACUGCUCUUGACGCUGACUGCUUUGAUCCUGAUGAGCGACUCUACGGAGGAGCCAAGAUUAACCUCAUGCAAGAGGUUUUUGCAGCGCAGGGGUGGACGAUCGUUGGGUUGCAAGAGACACGGUUGGGCGGAGCCGGCAUCAGAACAAACCAAAGAUACAUGUCCAUCCAGUCUGGUUCAGUCCAAGGCAAUUUGGGAGUUGCUCUGUGGAUCUCUAGGCAAUGGCCUGACCCCUUUCCCAGAGAACCCUUUCAAGCUCGUCACUUGGCAGUACUGCAUGCCGAUCCGAGACGUUUGUUUGUGCGGUGCAUUUCUGACUGUAUCAAGCUUGACGUAUGUGUGUGUCAUGCGCCGCAUCGAGGCAGGGGCACAAGGGAAUGUGAAGAAUGGUGGGAUGCCACUGAUCACCUUCUCGCCAAGUUUGCGAGCCCGAGCAUUCCGAUGAUUUUCCUCUCUGAUGCCAACGCCCGUGGUGGUGCCCCGGGUUGUGAUCAAGUUGGCGGUGUGGGAGCAGAAGAGUGUGAUGUCAACGGUGUUGCGCUGCAAGAUCUCAUGUGUAAGCACUCCAUGUGGAUUCCUUCAACUUUUGAGCAAUGUCACGUUGGAGGAACACACACUUUCAUUGCUGUCCGUGACCAAAGCCACCACCGAAAUGAUUACAUAGCGAUUCCUGAUUGCUGGGGUUUCGGAUGUGUAGUUCAGUCUCGCGUUGAGUACUCGGUCGACAUCGGGCAGAAAUCGCCAGACCACUUUCCUGUUGUGCUUGAGUGUCGAGUGCCUUUCGGCCGUGCGGGCCGGCGCAAAUCGGCAACUCGGCAGCGGCAAUGGGACGUUGCGAACGUGCAAGUAUUUGAUUGUAUCAUGGAUGCGUGCCCCCAACCUCAAUGGGAGUGCAGCGUUGAUCUUCAUGCCGACAUCCUCACUCGGCAUCUGCAGCAUGUGCAACAGAAAGUCUUUGCUAGGCGCCGACAGAGACCCAUCAAACCUUACAUUUCCCCUCAAACGUGGGCGUUGAUCAAAGCUCGGGGCUCGUUAAAGGCGCAGCUUGUGCAACAUGACCAGCGUCACGCCAGGGUUAUGAUGUCAAGGGCCUUUAAAGCAUGGCAUGGUUCCUUGAAUGAGGCGCAGCGUCUGACCGGCUUGUUGGAGACUUCGCGUCGACAGCAUGCAGUGCGAGUGCGCGUGUAUUCACAAUCGUGCUACGAUGUACGGGCUGCGGUCAAGCUCGACAAGGCAAACUACCUUCAGGAAGUGGCGGCGAAGUGCCAUAUGGCAAUGACGCAACACCAGUCCCGUCAAGUUUACCAAGCCCUGAAGUUCUUUCGGCCGCCCUCCAAGAAUGUGCGGCGGAAGGGGGGACCCCUCCCUCAGGUUGCCCUAGAGGAUGGUAGUUUGGCAGUGACGCCGCAGCAGAUUUCCGAUCGCUGGUUAGAGCAUUUUGCCCAGGUCGAGGCUGCCGAAGUUGUCCCGAGGGAGUUGUUGCCGAUGGUGGCGCAUGACGGGCAUGAGCGGAGUGCUGUUGAGUGCAUAUGUUCGGUUGGCGGAUGUGUUCCGACGUUGGUACAGUGGGAGCAGGCUCUCAGAAAAACCAAGUUGCGCAAACAUCCCGGGCCCGAUGGCAUCAAGUCUGAGCUCUUGCGCGUGAAAGUACCAACAGUGGCGCGUGCCACAUACAGCCUCAUAUUGAAAACGUCCAUGUGUUGUGCAGAACCAUUGCGUUACAAGGGAGGACUGUUGGCCGCCCUAUACAAAGGGCGAGGCGCGCACGCAGACUGUUCAAACAGUCGUUCCAUUUUGCUCGCCAACACGAUCGGAAAGCAAUGGCACUCCUGUUUACGCAGUGAGCUCGUGCCUGUCGUCAAAGAGAGCAUGUUGCCUUCUCAAGCCGGAGCGGUGCCGGGUCGGGGGCUCGACACUGCUGCUCUGAGUGUCCGAGCCUUUGCAUGGUGGUCGCAAGAACAGGGGUUGUCAGCAGCUGCCUUGUUUGUUGACAUUCGGUCUGCGUUUUACAGUGUGUUCAGGCCCCUGUUGCUUGGUCACUCUUUUGAUGAUGACAAGUUGGCUUACGCCAUGCGCCAUCUCAAAAUCCCCGAGAUAUACGCAGAGUGGCUUCGGGACAUCGUGUCAGAGGGCGACGUGGCGACCAGGGUUGGGGUGCCAAGUUUCUUGCGCAUGCAGCUUCUUGAUACGCUCACCCAUUCGUGGUUCGUCACUCAAAACAGUCAGGAAAUGGGAUACUCCUGGGCAGGGACCCGGCCAGGGGACCCUUUACGAGAUGUGCUCUAUGUUAUGUUGUGCGCCCAUGUCUUGGAGGAGGUUCGCCAGCAUGCGCAUGAGCAAGGAUUGUGGACAAAAAUUGGAGAUGAUGUGUUUGAUUCGUGCCCUACGUGGGUCGAUGAUUCCACUUUCCUUAUUGCCGACUCCAAUGCUGAACUCAUGCUCCAGAAGACGAAGAAACUUUGCGGAUUGGUUCACACUUGUUUUGGGAAGCACGGUUUGGUGUUGAACACGUCUAGGGGCAAGACUGAGGUCCUCCCAAUUUUCCGCGGCGAGCGGGCGCAAGCGGUUCAAAUGCGUAUUGAAGAUGAGUGGGAUACAGGACUCGGCUAUUGUGCCCUGGACGGGACACACAGUGUCCAUUUCACCAACUGUUACAAACAUUUGGGGAGUCUUUUCGACCGUUCUUUGUCCGUGCUUCCCGAGAUUCGAGCACGCCUUGCUUCAGCCCGUGCUGAAGCUGUGGCUUUGCGCAAGCCGGUCCUUUCCGCCCAGCAGGUCCCGCUGUACGCUAGGGUUGAGCUUUUCCAUGGCCUCGUUGGGAACAAGUUGACAUUCCAAAUUGGGAUCUGGAAGGAACUCCGGAUCAGAGAGAGCAAGGCUUGGAGGCAUGGAACGGCAGCGUUGUACCGCAUGCUCCUACCAGACGGCCACAGACACGCAGCCUCUUCAUGGUCGUUGCAUGCCUUGUGUGGUUAUCUCGGUGUUCCGCAUCCCGACUCCUUGAUCAGCGUUGCGAGAUGCCAAGUUCUUGAUCAUGUGGCCCUCUCAGAGGAUGGAGGACUGCACCUGCUGUUAGGUCAGUUGCAUCAUGAACUCUCUUGGAUUGAGGCGGUUCGCCGGGAUCUCAGCUGGGCCGCCCAGCUCGGAUGUUUGGACCUUGGCCUCGCACGUGGCUCCCUCGUUGACUGGAUCCAUGCGAGUAAAACGGGCAUUUCGUUUGCACUGCAAAUCCGCAAGGCACUGCAUAAGCAUGUCCAUCUCAUGGGUCAGCGGAGUCAAGUUGCUCUCGGGUCACCUUCCGUUGAUACAGUUGAUGUUGGAGUUGAUGUUGCAGCUUGUGUUGACCGGCUGCGUUGCCCCGUGUGCGAUAAGCCCUUUGAAUCCAAGAGGCAACUUGCCACACAUGCGAAUCGCGUACAUGCCGUUACUUCGAGGAGCAGGUUCUUUGCUGGCCCAUCGAACAAUUGUUGUGCUUGCAGCUUGCAGUUUGCGACGCGUCGGAAGUUGCUUGCACACUUGGGUGUAUGGUCGCGAAGUUGUCUUACGUUCCUCCAGGCCCAUUUUCAUCCUCUGAGCAUUGAGGAUGUUAGAGAGCUUGAUGCCCGUGACGGCCAGCUCAUCAAGGAACAGAGGCGGAGAGGACGCCCAACUGACGCGGAGAGAAGGUUGUGUCGCUAUGCAUGCGUUCCUGCAGAUUUGUGCCCGGUCGGUGAUGAACCUCCCAGGCCAAUACCGGUGUUGUGCUCAGAGGACCUACCUGGCGAGAAACAGCAUCACGGUAACAAUCGCAAGGCCUUCGAACCGCGACCCUCCAUCCCUACGUGGUGA
Symbiodinium natans is the source of this 6384-nucleotide messenger RNA. NCBI's taxonomy places the organism in Eukaryota, Dinophyceae, Suessiales, Symbiodiniaceae. The record is from the annotation of a GenBank genome assembly.